AUGGCCUUAUGGAAGAACAGCACUGACUACUGCUCGUGCGAUGGGAUCACAUGCCAUAGAGCAACCACUUACGUGAUUGGCCUCAACUUCAGUUGCAGUCAGCUCCAAGGAGGCCCCCAUUACAACAGCACCCCCUUUUUGCUCCCUGAUGUUUGGUUCAACCUCUCAGGCUUAAUGGGGGAUCCCAAGAGGUUUGGCAAAUCUUUCAUCACUCUCAUGGUUGAAUCUCUCAAAUCACCAGCUCAAGGGACAGGACAACAAAGCACGCAAUUCGACACUUUCGGCUACUCCUUUGAUAGGAAUCUUGGAUUGUGUGGCCAUGCUUUGCGAAAAGAAUGCGGUAAUGAUCAAGACAAACAGACCUCUCUACUUCCCAUGAAGAAGAAGAGACAGAGUCUGAGUUGCGUCAUUGAUAUGAUUGCAUUGCUUGCUGUUAACAUUAAGAAUUCUUCAGUCUUGGAAACUGCAAUAGGUUACUAUGUUGAAGGUGGUGUUCCAAUGAAGAAAGAUCAUGAAUUCAGAUGGCUUGCACGAAAUCUCACUCAGCUGAGAGAACUUGUUCUUGAUAGUACCGAUAUGUCUGGAGUCUCUCCUAUUUCCCUCACCAACCUCUCUUCGACUCUCACUUCUUUGAGUCUUUCUGAUUGCUCUCUCCAAGGGACAUUCCCCGUAAACAUCUUCUAUCUCCCAAACCUCCGCAGUCUCUCUCUUUUAUGGAAUGUCGAUCUUACGGGCACACUACCCCAGACAAACUGGACCAGUCCCCUUGUCUCGUUGGGUGUAUCAAUGACAAAUUUCCAAGGGUCGAUACCUGCUUCGAUGGGAAAUCUGACAUCCAUGAACUAUUUGGACCUCUCUGUCACUCUGUUGACUGGCCCCAUCCCACCAACACUUGGAAACCUCGAGCAUCUCACCUACUUGGACCUCAGAGCUAACAACCUCACCGGCACCGUGGACUUCAAAAUUGUCAUUGACUUAGCCAAUAAUAAUUUGGAGGGACCACUUCCGAUUCCACCACUCGACUCUGAGUUCUAUUCCACUUCAAACAAUAAGUUUAGUGGAGACAUUCCUCAUCAGCUCUGCAAUGCCACUCAUCUAGAGACUGUCGAGCUGUCCAAUAACAGCUUGACUGGCACCAUUCCUCACUGUUUCAUAAAUAUUACUGCCUCUCUAUCAGUAUUAAACCUCCCAGCAAAUAAGUUUGUUGGUCAGAUACCAAAUAUAUUUUUCGCCGGAAACAAUUUGAGGAUGAUUCACAUAAGUCAAAAUCGACUUGGAGGCAUGUUGCCAGAGUCUUUGGCACAUUGUGAGAAUUUGGAAAUUCUGGAUCUUAGUGAAAAUGAGUUGGAGGGUCGCUUCCCUUAUUGGUUGGAAACACUUCCGAGUUUGCGAAUUUUUUAUCUCUCCAACAACAGCUUUUUGGGUCCAAUGCCAGUCAAGUACAUUACCAACUUGAUAGCCAUGAAGAAUGUAGGGAAAAGCAGUUCGCGGUAUAUGUGUGUGGGAAAUCAUAUUGGGGCAUAUCAAUACUAUCAAGAUUCCAGUUCCAUGGUCAUGAAAGGCAUGGAGAUGGAACUAAUGAAAAUUCUGACCGUGUUUACAACCAUGAACUUCUCAAGGAACUUCUUCGAGGGAGAAAUUACGGAAGCCAUUGGAGAGCUAAAGGCACUCAAGGGGCUAAACCUUUCUCAUAACAAUCUUACGGGGCACCAUUCCUUCUUCCAUUGGAAAUUUGGUUAA
Molecule: messenger RNA, 1740 nt
Organism: Punica granatum (pomegranate)
Lineage: Eukaryota; Viridiplantae; Streptophyta; Magnoliopsida; Myrtales; Lythraceae
Source: RefSeq, a predicted model, not a curated record